UCUCUGCUCUCUCUUCAGAUGACCCAGGAGCAGUAUAUUUUGGCGUCGCAGCCGAGCGCCCUGCAGAGGCCGGGUUGCCCUGCUCCAUACCCAGUGGGCAUCUACGGUUGGCGUAAACGCUGCCUCUACUUCUUCAUCCUCCUCCUACUGGUCACCAUGAUUGUCAACCUUGCACUCACCAUCUGGAUCCUGAAGGUCAUGAACUUCACAGUGGAUGGGAUGGGUAAUCUACGUGUCACCAAAGAAGGUGUGAGGUUAGAAGGUGUCUCUGAGUUCCUUCUUCCUCUCUACGUCAAAGAGAUUAAAUCAAGAUGGGACAGUCCGCUGAUCCUGCAGUCAGACCGGAACGUGACGGUGAACGCGCGGAAUGACCUCGGACAGCUCACAGGACAGCUCACUGUGGGAUCGGAGACGGUGGAGGCUCAGUGUCAGAGGUUCGAGGUCCGGAGCUCAGAUGGAGACAGAGUGCUGUUCUCCGCGGACGAGAACGAGGUCAGCAUCGGCACCGAGAAGCUUAGAGUGACAGGUAACGAGGGAGUCGUGUUUGCUCAUUCAGUUGAGACGCCACACAUUCGAGCAGAACCUUUUCAAGACCUAAAGUUGGAGUCUCCGACGCGGACUCUGACUUUGGAAGCGCCGAAAGGUGUGGAGGUGAAUGCAGGAGUGGGGGAGUUUAGAGCGUCCUGCAGGAAAGAGCUCACUCUGGAGUCUUCUGAAGGGGAGAUCUUUCUCAAUGCCAAGUCCAUCCGCAUGCCCAAUCUUCCUCAUGGCAGCGUGGACCCGCUGCUCAGCCCGGGCACCAGCUACCCAAAACACACCGUGUACGAGGUGUGUGUGUGUCCGAGCGGCAAGCUCUACCUGUCCCCCGCUGACAGCGCCUCCACCUGCCAGACCUCCAACAGCGUGUGUUUAUGGAGCUGAGAGUGGCGUUGGGGCGUCGCCCGACACCAGAAAGGCCUUCCUUUUCUUCCUCCUUCCCUCUUUCCUUUCUCAUUCUGUUCAUCUCUCUCCACCUUCACGUCAACAACAACAACAACAACAACAACUCCGCUGAACCUUAUUUACAGACUUUACUCCAAAACGCUGGAUUUGGUGUCACUCAGACGGAGUGUGUUUUCUUCUUAUUGAUUAUUCACACUUCCUUUUUUUUAUCCACUCAUAUUUUUUCUUGUUUAUCAUUUACAUACAUUUUCAUUCCCUGCUCAUUGUCCUUUCUUCUUCUUCUCCGCCAUCCCUUAUUUCCUCCUUCCUUCUUUCCUUCCUUCAGGAAUUCAGGAAUCGGAACAAGCUCGUCUCGAUCGCGGCCUCAUCUUCCCGGUCUGUAAAUGGAGCAGGAACUGGUUUCGGAGCGUAUUUUCCCCUCUCUUGUUUUUGGUACUCCUAUUUUUGUAUGCCCCUCUGCCCCAGUGGAGACUUAUGGGAAAAUUAGACACGAGGCCGGACCAGGCUCAUGAAAACGAGCACACACACACACUCACACACACACACGGCUUGUGCACGCUCGAGUGUGUGUGUGUGUGUGUGUGUGUGUGUUUUUCUAAAGAAGCGAUACACAGGUGCCUUUGCUGUUGUCGGAAAAGCACAUGUUCACCCGCAACCAUCCUCCAGUCGCAGCAGAAAACACCGGCAAAAAGAGGAGCGCUAAUUAACGAACACAUCAAACAGGAAGGACACGUCCAAUGUCGUCCACUUCUGUCCUUUUCCUUUGGUUGGUUUUUUGGACUUCUCUCUUUUUUUGGGAACAAAGCACAAGAU
Tachysurus vachellii is the source of this 1755-nucleotide messenger RNA. Its product is annotated as zeta-sarcoglycan. The record is from RefSeq and is a predicted model, not a curated record. The coding region runs from base 19 to 921 and encodes 300 amino acids. The transcript is spliced from 7 exons. Lineage: Eukaryota; Metazoa; Chordata; Actinopteri; Siluriformes; Bagridae. Gene Ontology annotation, cellular component: sarcoglycan complex; sarcolemma. Gene Ontology annotation, biological process: cardiac muscle tissue development; heart contraction.